UUUUCUGCCGCGAUAAGUGCUGAUAAACGAGCGUAUAAAACGAGCGGCGUCGGCCGGCCGUCUUUUCAUUUUCCGAGCGAAAGCGGCCAAUAAGCCGCCGACUGUUUCUCGCACGAUUAGGAGCCGUAUCCGCAGGCGACGCGUCGAAUCGAGGAUCGGGCGAGUGCGAUGAACUCGCGCGGCUAAUUGCCGCAGAGCAAUCGCACCUCCAGCGCAGACGACUCGAGGCUAUAGCCGCCGGAGCAGCAGUGGAGAUGCAGCAGCAGCAGCAGCGCCGGUCGAGGCAGUGGCCCCAGUACCUCGCAGCGAUAACGGCGACCACGUCGAUGGCCAUCACGGGGGCGCACAUCGGCUGGACCUCGCCGACCCUGCCGCGGCUCAAGGGGCCCGAGUCCCACCUGCCGAUCAGCUCGAACGACGCCUCCUGGAUCGCCUCGUUCUACCUGCUGGGCAACCUGCCGGGCAACGUGCUCGCGGCCGUCCUCGUCGACUGGCUCGGGCGCAAGGCCAGCCUCCUGCUCGCGGGCCUGCCGCUCACGCUCGGCUGGCUCCUCGUCAUCUUCGCCUGGCAGCCCUACGUCCUCUACUGCUCGCGCUUCCUCAGCGGCCUCGGCCAGGGCCUCGUCUACGUCGUCUGCCCCAUGUACAUCGGCGAGAUCGCCGACAAGGAGAUCCGCGGCGCCCUCGGCUCCUUCAUCAAGCUCAUGGUGACCUUCGGCGAGCUCUACGCCCACGCGCUCGGCCCGUUCCUCAGCUACGCGGCCCUCGGCUACAGCUGCCUCCUGCUCUCGGGCCUCUUCUUCCUCGGCUUCGCCUGGAUGCCCGAGUCGCCGUACUUCCUGGUGAUGCGCGAGCGGCGCGCCGAGGCCGCGCGCAGCCUGCGCUGGCUCCGCGGGCCCCUCGAGCCGGAGCUCGAGCCGGAGCUCGAGCAGGAGCUCGACCAGGAGCUCGACCAGAUGCAAAAGGCCGUGAUCCGCGAGCUGAGCGACCGGGGCCGGGCGCGCGACCUGCUCGGCAACCGGCGCGCCCUCCUCGUCUGCCUGGGCCUGCAGCUGGUGCUGCAGUUCAGCGGGCUCGCCGCCAUCGAGUCGUACACGCAGGAGAUCCUCGAGGAGGGCGGCGACUCGGAGGAGGCCGGCUUCACCCCGGCCAUGGCCGUCAUCCUGCUGAGCGUGCUGCAGCUCGCGGCGGGCCUCGGGGCCGCGGCGCUGGUCGACCGCAUCGGCCGGCGGCCCCUCCUCGUCGGCACGACCCUCCUCGCGGGCCUGGCCCUCGGCGCGAGCGGGCUCUUCUACCUGCUGAAGCUGCGGCUCGGGCUGGACACGCGCGGCUACGGCUCCGUCCUCGUCGCCUCGAUCAUCGGCUACGAGCUCGUGGUCGCCCUCGGGCUGAACCCCCUGGCCUACAUGAUGCUGGGCGAGCUCUUCCCCACCAACGUCAAGGGCCUGGCCGUCUCGCUGGCCAACCUCUGGGCCUCGCUGCUGGCCUUCGUCGUCUCCAAGAUGCACCAGGUCGUCGCCGACAGCCUCGGCAUCGACGUCUCCUUCGGCUGGUUCGCCGCCAGCUGCUUCCUCGGCCUCGUCUUCAUCGUGCUCUGCGUGCCCGAGACCAAGGGCAAGUCCCUCCUCGAGAUCCAGGAGGAGCUCAACUGCGCCCGCGGCCGACGCAGGCCCGCGAAGAGCAAGGUCCUCACCGCCGCCAACCCGCCCCCGCCCCCGAGCAGCAGCAUCGCCUAGCGGCGGCGGGAUCCGCGCCGAAUCUCCCCCCCCCCCCCCCCCCCC
Nasonia vitripennis (jewel wasp) is the source of this 1781-nucleotide messenger RNA. RefSeq names its product facilitated trehalose transporter Tret1-like. Gene Ontology annotation, biological process: transmembrane transport. The transcript has 2 exons. Bases 255 to 1736 code for a protein of 493 amino acids. Gene Ontology annotation, cellular component: membrane. Gene Ontology annotation, molecular function: transmembrane transporter activity. The record is from RefSeq and is a predicted model, not a curated record. Lineage: Eukaryota; Metazoa; Arthropoda; Insecta; Hymenoptera; Pteromalidae.